Ixodes scapularis (black-legged tick) is the source of this 1872-nucleotide messenger RNA. RefSeq names its product clathrin light chain (gene Clc). Gene Ontology annotation, cellular component: clathrin coat of trans-Golgi network vesicle; postsynaptic endocytic zone cytoplasmic component; clathrin coat of coated pit. Gene Ontology annotation, biological process: clathrin-dependent endocytosis; clathrin coat assembly; intracellular protein transport. The transcript is spliced from 6 exons. The record is from RefSeq and is a predicted model, not a curated record. Gene Ontology annotation, molecular function: structural molecule activity; clathrin heavy chain binding. NCBI's taxonomy places the organism in Eukaryota, Metazoa, Arthropoda, Arachnida, Ixodida, Ixodidae. Bases 149 to 790 code for a protein of 213 amino acids.
GAACCCGGUUUGCGUGACGUCAUUCACACUGCCGCCGACAUUUUGUGUGGGGUCUUUCCGUUUGUGUCUCGCUUCUGGUUGAAUACGCCUCCCACGAGCGCACGCUUACCACCGUGCAGGGUAACUUAUUUCCUCUCAUCCGAACAGCAUGGCAGACUUCGACAACUUCGAGGCCAACUUCGACGGUCCGCCAGCCGCCGAGGAAGACCCUGCUGCCGAAUUUUUAGCCAGGGAGCAAGACGUCCUGGCAGGCUUGGAAGAUGACAACGACAACUUCGGCGUCAAUGUCGCGGAACCCUUGGCCGAUGGCCCUACAAACGACAUUGCUGCAGAGUUUGGUGAGAUACAGAUGAACGGGCCUUCGGAAAUGUUGGCCAACAAUGUCAAUGACACCUCGCCAAGGCCGACUCCUGUUCGCGAAGAGCCGGAAAAAAUUAAGAAGUGGCGGGAGGAGCAGGCAAAAAUGUUGGAGAUCAAAGACGUCGAGGAGGAGAAGAAAAAGGACGAGCUCCGAGCCGCGGCCAAGAAGGAGCUAGACGAGUGGUACGCCCGUUACCAGGAGCUCAUUGAGAAGUCCAAGCAGGCAAACAGGAAUGCGGAGAAAGAGUGGGUGUGCGAACGGGACGCGGCCAAUGCGGAGGGCCGGGAGUGGGAGGAGAUUGCCAAGCUGUGCGACUUCAACCCCAAGUCGACUCGCAACAGCAAGGACACGUCUCGCAUGCGCUCCAUCAUCUUGCAGUUGAAGCAGACCCCACUGGCCGCCACCCAACGGCAGCGAAAAGAGGCCUAAAUAACGGAAAAGGCCGGUACGAUGGAGACGCGAGGAGGGCUCCCUGCAAGGCAGCCCUUCUGCGCCGUGGAGAUCCUGCCCGUGCUCAGCAAGGUGCCGGAUGUUCUUUGGCAGCCGCGGAAGAAAUCUUGUUGACUGUUGGACCUUUAUCCCCGUGCAGUGUUCUUGUGCUGGCGUACACUACUGCAACAUUUGGUUCCGAGAAGCAGUUUCCGUGUAUGUUCAGAGGUUCAUACCCAGUGUUCCUCCAAUAAGCUUACUUGUGUGUCGACGAAGCAAACGGUUACGGGAUUAUUAUUUUUCUAAUUUCUUUCGCUAUGAAAGGGAGCAGAGAUAUACGAAUAGAAGAUUUAGUGUGCAGCCUACCUUUCUAUUCACUUGGUGUAAGGUUAGUCAUGAGCGUUUUGGACUUUGGUUGGAAUAGUUCUACAUUUGUGCAGCGUAAUGGCAGUCAGUUGUAAUUUCGUAACUUAACGUAUCUCUUGUGUUCUGCGGCAUGUUGCAACGUGUUUGUGCAGUUGGUUAUGAACACAACGCAUGUGCGACAUUUAAUGUUUUAUGUGCCUGAGAAGUCGCUAGCUAAAUCAUGGUGGGAUCAACUACUAGUGCCCUCACAAGUAAAAUUGUGUGAAAAGCCCGGUUUAGUUUCGUUCUCAAAAUUUAGCGACUAGACAAAAGCCCACAUUCAUACAAUGUAAAAGCGUUAACCGGAAAAAAAAAAAAAAAACCGUCGAGAAGCUCGUAUAACUUGAAUAUGUGAAUAUGUUACAGAAUUGCCUAUGCAGUUUUGCGUUGCUGGUGCGCACCACAGAAAUUACUGGCUCUAAUCUAUCUUUUGUGGUUAUAAUAAAGUAGGAAGUGUACAGAAUAUACUUAUUGGAAUAAAUUCUGGCGUCAUGGCUUCGACGGAUCGGCUUGGGGCACCCCAGCAAUAUUCCCGACCCCAUCACCCCCCUGAUAAGUCGAAAAGAUGGUUGUCCUAACAAAUCAAAGGUAGGCCCUUCAUCGGUUCUAGUUGCAAGAAUUGGGAGUGUGAUCUACAGAUGUUUGCAUUCAUUAAAGCAGAUUGUGGAAAAUCUUAA